Messenger RNA from Tribolium madens (black flour beetle), 1744 nucleotides. Its product is annotated as cilia- and flagella-associated protein 45-like. The transcript has 5 exons. The record is from RefSeq and is a predicted model, not a curated record. NCBI's taxonomy places the organism in Eukaryota, Metazoa, Arthropoda, Insecta, Coleoptera, Tenebrionidae. The coding region runs from base 138 to 1694 and encodes 518 amino acids.
AUUCGCCGAACAGGUGCCUAGUACUUCGUGGUUUUAUUUUUGAUUUAUCAUAGAAUCGCUUUUGGGACAGGACACAUCAAGUGCCAGUGUCCUGUCUUACAUGAUACUUUGAAAGAAAAUAGUUUUGUAGACCUCACAUGCCCAUCAUUGACGAAAAAAUGUGUAUCAAAACAGUGAAGAAACCAAAAGAAUACGUUACAGCUUACGAUGUGCAAGGAAUGAGGAAACUUAUGGUGCCCGAUAGAAAUCCAAUUGAUAUACCUGGAAUUUUACCGAAAUCAGAAUUCGAAAGACUGAAAAAUCAAGCACAUAUUGUGACUUUGAAAGACAGAAUGAUGAUGUUGGAUGAAGCAGAACAAAAGAAAAACGCGCUGCAAAGAGAAAGUGAAAAAAGAAAAGAAUUUUUGCAAAAAGUUCAAAAGAGGCAGAAUGCUAAACCGGGAACCACUUUAAGCGACGUUGAACGCGAAGCAAAAUCACGAAAUAUGUAUCUUUUGAAAAGGUCCUUUGAUUUGAUGCAAGAACAAGACAACAGAGUAAAAAGAGCUAACGGUGUGAUCCUUGCAACUAAAUGUCGAGCAAUUAGAAACGCACAAAUAGCUGAAAAAGAACUGAUAGAAAAACAACUGCAAGAAGAAAACCGACGCUUGGAUAUGAUGAUGGAACAGCAACGUCAGAAAGCAAUGGAAGAAGAAGAAAAGCGCAAACAGGAAGAAGAAAGAAAAAAACAAAAUUAUGUGACAGCGUUGUCUGACCAAAUGCGAAUGAACGAAAUCGAGCGUAUGAUAGAAGCCGAACAAAAAGAGGAAGAAAGCAGAAUGAUCAAUAAAGCAUUUCUUGCAAUCCAACAAGAAGAAGAACAGAAACUGAAAGAGAAGAAAGAAUUGCAACAAAAAAUACGAAAUGAUUUGAAGAAAGCAAACGAUGAUUUAGAACGCUACAAACUAAUCCAAAAAGAGGAACAAAGAAUAGCUGAUUUAAGAAUACAAAAGUUCAUGCAAGAGAAACUCGAACGAGAGUUGGCACGGGAUCAAGAAUUAGCACUAGCUAAAGCCGCCAAAGAACAAGAAAUUAUAAGGAUGAGAAGCCAGCAGCAAAGAUCACAAGACAUCAAGGCAGCGAUGGACGAAAUGAACGCUUUAAGAAUACAAGAAGAGGUUGAACGAAAAUGGAGAGAAAAGGAAAUUGCUGCUGCCAAAGCCAAGAAGGAACAACAGGAGUUGCUGAAAAUUGAAAGAGAGAAACAGAUUGAAGAUUUAAGGAGAGCAGCAGCCAUUACUUUAGCAAGAGACGAAGAAGAUUUUCAUAGAGUAGCGAAAGUGCAACGAGAACAGUGGGAAAAAGAAAUGGAAUUGAACAAGGGGAAGAAGGAGAAAGCGGGACAACACCGUGCGGAAUUACUUAAGCAAAUUAAUGAAAAAGAAAAAGAAAGAAUUAUGAUCCAAAAGGAGAAGUUUGAGGAAGCUAAUCUUCAACAGAUUGAACAGAAGAGGAAGGAUAUGCAUGUUAAGGAGCAUUUGAGACAAAAGAUUGAGGAUUUGAGGUACAUGUUUGUGGGUGAUUGUAGAGUGUGUUUAUUUAUUAUUAUUGUGCACUUAUUUGCGUUUUUUCUUAUUUGCAGGAAUAAACAAUUACCGGAAAGGUACAUUAAGGAUAUUGAACACCAUAUUGAAGGCAUAAUCAAUACAGAAUGAAAUGUGUAUUGUAUUUGGCAUAACAAAUAAUAAAGUAUCAGUCAACAUCA